CAGUUGAUCAAAUUGGAGGCUUGAAAACAACUCUGCUUGCACUAUCAAAUUCCCCCACUUAUAGGCACCAUGUUUGCACUCACUUUGACGGCCGAGUUGGCAGGGGUUACCAACCUACGCCCCAACGAUAGUGAGAACGAUCCUUUCUGGUAUACGUUCACUGUCCAGUGUACGUCAUGCCGCGAGACGCAUCCGAACCCUGUUGCAGUUAGCAGAUUCGAAAACAAUGAAAUGAGUGGCAGUAGAGGAGAGGCGAACUUCGUGUGGAAAUGCAAGAACUGCAAGCGAGAGUCUACUGCCUCGAUCAAGACAGCACCAACGCCGUACGAGCAAGGAGAGCCCCCCAAGGCUCAGUCUAUCAUCGAGUUCGACUGCCGUGGUUUGGAGUUUACGGAUUUCCACUCCGAAGGCACAUGGCUUGCAGAUGGGGUUGAUUCUGGGACUAAGUUUGCUGAAAUCGAGCUUACUGAUGGUGAAUGGUAUGAUUACGAUGAGAAGGCGGGCGAGGAGGUCAGCAUCAAGGAGCUCAAGUGGAACAUCAAGCGAGCUUAAAAUGUCAGAGAACCAGACGCCAAGGGAACAAUGAAUAUAUGCUUUAUUAAACAUAUCGCACACCGUAACUUGGUGCUGUGACCAUCGUCUACCCUACCA
Molecule: messenger RNA, 651 nt
Organism: Truncatella angustata
Lineage: Eukaryota; Fungi; Ascomycota; Sordariomycetes; Amphisphaeriales; Sporocadaceae
Exons: 4
Coding region: 70-552 (160 amino acids)
Molecular function (GO): zinc ion binding
Source: RefSeq, a predicted model, not a curated record